Stomoxys calcitrans (stable fly) is the source of this 2452-nucleotide messenger RNA. RefSeq lists its product as uncharacterized. NCBI's taxonomy places the organism in Eukaryota, Metazoa, Arthropoda, Insecta, Diptera, Muscidae. Bases 1203 to 1718 code for a protein of 171 amino acids. The transcript has a single exon. Gene Ontology annotation, molecular function: structural molecule activity. The record is from RefSeq and is a predicted model, not a curated record.
UAUCUUGGAUCCUGAUUUCUUGAGCCGCUGCAGGGCGCAAUUCUCAUCCGAUUUGGAAGAAGAUGUUUUGUUAUGACUUUCAAUAACUGUGCUAAGUAUGGAGCAAAUCGGUGCAUAAAUUGAUAUAGCUGCCAUAUAAACCGAUCUGGGAUCUUGACUUCUUGAGCAUCUAGAUGGCGCAAUUCUCGUCCGAUUCGGCAGAAAUUUCGUACAACGGCUUCUUCCAUGACUUUCAACAUGGUCUGAAUCGAUCAAUAGCUUUAUACAGCCCCCAUAUAAACCUAUCUUCCGAUUUUGUUUCUUGAGCCCCUACAAGGAGUAAUUCUUAUCCGAAUGAACUGAAAUGUUACACAAUGACUUUUACAAUGUUCAGCAUUCAUUUAUGGUCCGAAUCGGACUAUUACUUGGUAUAGCUUCAGUAGCAUAACAGUUCUUAUUCAAUAUUCGUUGUUUGCCUAAAAAGAGAUACCGCGCAUAGAACUCGACAGAUCCGAUCCAUGGUGGUAUGGUAUAUAAGAUUCGCCCCGGCCGACCUUAGCACGCUCUUACUUGUUUUCCUUCUUUUAUUUAUAUUUAGAAGAAAAGAAAAUUUAAAUUCUCAAAAUACCUCGGUUUUUGAGGGGUUUUCCAUGAUUUUUCUAUGUACCUCUUUCUUUACAUAUCACUCAUGCAUAGUGUGUGACAAAACGCUGUAACACUGUGCAUUCUCUUAAAAAAUGAGAAUGCUUUUUGACAAAAUGCACCUCCAACAUGACAAAAGGGCCAACGAACAUCAUUGUUACAUAGAAUGUGAAAGUGAAAGGUAGUGUUCCACUCAAGUUGUAGUAGUAUCCCAUAAAGUUUUACCUCAAAUUCGGAUAACAGGAAAAAUCUAUCAUCAUUGCACACACGUCCUGGACAAAUUUAUCAAUACCACCGCAUUAUUAUAACUUAAAAAAAAGAGAGAGCCAACGGAAAAAAUUAGAAAGGAAACAAAAAUUGCCUUAAAAGACAAAGACGACAAACCAACACAGCAACCUCACCGUGCAACCUGACCUAACCUUGGCCUAGGCAUAAAAAGCACACACACACGCCAAACAACAACAAUCAUAUAAAACCCUAUAACCUUGAAUUUUUUUUCAUUCAAUUGCAAUCAACGAACGACAAGCAAACAAGCAAGAGCAUCAAAUUCUUGUGAGCUCCAUAAAAAGUGAAACAAUAAAAUGACUGAGGAAACAAAUUGCUUACGGCCCGCAACUGGUGGUGUUCCCGUUCCCGGUGGAGGAGGUGAAUAUGUUUGGACUCAUCGUGAACCCCUAUUGCAUUUACAAAAAUAUACACCGUUCUUUCGCCUAAUUGAUUUUGUCGAAAAAACUCGAACCAAACGUUUCUAUGAACCUGCUGAGCGUUUCGAAAUCCUAAUGUCAGCCUGCAUCUUAAGGCAUCCAGCACCGUUUUGUCAAAAUCGCCGCUUCCCCGAUGACUAUUGGGCCAAUUUGUCUGUGGGCGCUGUGGCCGAUGCGUUUGAUCGACUUAUUGCCUCCUUGGAUAUACCCAGUCCACAGUUGUUGUCCCAAAUGAACGCCCAGGAUUGGGAUACUUGGAAAAAGAAAUUCGAUAUUGCCAUGACAGAUAUAAGACGAUUGUCGUAUUGCUCGGAUUUGGAUAAAUUGGCUGAUAUUGGUAUUUACAAUCGCGCUACAUUUGAGCAACGCUUUAAUAUGCAAUGGCGUGAGUAGGGCAGGGGGGAAAUUAAGCAAGGAGGAUGAAGGGCACGAGGAUUAAUUGAAUAUUAUUUAUGCUGUUGUCCCAUAUGUGGGUCAAGUUUAAGAGAAGAUGGUGCUGACAUAGUAAUAGAUAUAAAGAGAAUGUUUAUAAUGGAUUAAAAAACAACAACAAGAGAGAACAAGAGAGAAACAGAGACAGAGAAAACGGAAGUAUGUUGCUUACACAUUGUUGUCAUAGCCUGCCUAUGUGUGUGUGUGUGUGUGUGCAUGUGUCUUACAUAGGUCUGCAAUACACAAUACUCUGCAACUGCAAAGCUGUCAUUUUAUAAUUGCAUUCCUUAUUUCUACACAUAAUAAAGGGCAAUGGCUUUUAACAUUUUAACAAACUUUUACAUGUUUCGUAAAUUUUAACUUUCUUCCCCAAAAUAAACAUACAAAUCUACUAUACACACGAACGAUACGUAUUAACAUAUAUUAAUAAGAAGAUAUUAUUUUAAAUUAUUAUAAAAUGAAUAUAAACAAUACCUACUAAAUGAUUGUAUAUCACACUAAUCUAAUAUAAUGCUGAAAUGGUGGGUCCAAGGUAGGUUUUGGACUAAUUAAAGUGGUUCUUCAUGAUUGAUAUUUUGAUCAAAUAAAAUAAAAAUAGCUUUAAACCUGUUAGUAUUAAACAUAAAUGUUAAUCAUUAUCAAUAUUGUACAUAGACGCAUAUACAUAGAAAAAAAUAAAUACAAAUGCUAUGUCU